Molecule: messenger RNA, 600 nt
Organism: Fraxinus pennsylvanica
Lineage: Eukaryota; Viridiplantae; Streptophyta; Magnoliopsida; Lamiales; Oleaceae
Source: the annotation of a GenBank genome assembly
AUGCACAUGGGAGGGUUUCCUUGGAAGUGGCAUUGGGUUGUUGCCCAAGUUUUGGCUAUCAUAUGUGGUGCAGCAUGUGUUGAGAGUCAUGAAAGCAGUCCCUACGUAGCGAAGUCACUCAUUCAAUCAAAGCUCCUAGAGGCUAACCUCGAGUUCUUCUCGAAACUGGGAAUUGACGCCAUCAGGGAGAUUGAUUCUGCUGGUUAUCAUUCCCUUGAACCUAUUGAUCUGGGUUCCGACGACGAUGCAGCCAUCAAACUCUAUUAUUCCAUCACCCAUGGCUCCACCUCCUCAGUACAGACCCCAGCAGUGGAUGCCACAGCAGCCGCAACAAAUGCAGUACCAGGUUCCUCCACCGCAACAACCGUGACGGCGGCUGGGUACUACUACCAGCAACCAGCACAGGCUGCGCCGACACAACAGCCACAGCCUCAGCAGUACGGCGUCGCGCCUGCGGCUCAGGCUCUAGCCGAUGAUUGUAUCAGGAGCCUCUGGAUUGGAGAUCUGCAGUACUGGAUGGACGAGCAAUACAUAUACAGUUGUUUUGCUUUGACUGGCAAGGAACAAGGUAGCAGCUUGUGCAAAGCACUUUGUUGGUGA